This is a messenger RNA of Angiostrongylus costaricensis, 150 nucleotides long. The record is from the annotation of a GenBank genome assembly. Lineage: Eukaryota; Metazoa; Nematoda; Chromadorea; Rhabditida; Metastrongylidae.
AUGGUCUUCACGGAAAUUGUUGGCACCUUGUCUUUUCUUCAACCACAGGCUGAUGACGACAUCUUCGAUCGCCUACAUUACUACUACACAACCACAUUUCUACUUCUUACGGCGGUAAGAAUAAUUUCUCUUAACACUUCUUGGUUAUGA